AUGCCAGAUCCAAAUAUUUCACCAUUGUUAUACAGGCGAGUCAAUACGCAUCAACGACACAAACAUAACGAUUAUUGUCUUCGUUCUAAAAAAGUAGGACGCAAAACGAUUCGUGUGUGUCGUUUCGGGUUUCCUCGUCCUGUCACGGAAACGUUGAUUUUGAAAGAUGUCAUAAGUUCGAUAGCAGGUAGGAAACGAGUGAAACAUAGAAGUAGUCUUUAUCAUGUUCCUCGAAAACAUGAUGAGAUCAAUAUAAAUGAUUAUCAUCCUGUUCUUCUUACGGUAUUAGAAGGAAAUGUCGAUAUGCAAUACGUAAGUGAAACAUCCGCGUUGCUUACUUGGUAUAUUACUAAGUACGUAAAUAAACCAGGAAAAUGUGAAAUAUCUGAUGCUGUCCUUGAUAGUAAAAAUAAGACAAAGAAAUCAUUGCGUCAAGAACUUUGGAAUUUUACUUUGCGAGCCACGAGUAAUAGGGAAUGUGGAUCUCUUGAAGCCUGUGAUGGAAUGUGUGGUAUUCCUUUAUGGGGGACUGAUUCAAAAACGACUAUAAAAUGGUUAGAUGUUAAUCAGAUACGACGUAGAAAAGUAAAAACUUAUAAGGAAAUUGAAGCUCUUGACGGAGAUUCUACAAAUAUAUUUUGUCCAUCUGUAAUAGAUGAACAUUAUCCACGGAGACCGAAAGAAUUGGAAUUUAUGUUUUUAUAUGAGUUUGUACAGUGGUAUGAUAUUUUGAAAAAUAAACCACGAGGUAAAAAUAUUGAAUACUACACGAUGGAGAAUGGUUAUUAUCUAAAACGGCGACAGCGUGGAUGUCUUAUUAAUCACUAUAAAUAUAAUGUCAAUACGCAGCCGGAAAAUUAUUUCUUUUCAUUACUGCUCAUGUUUAAACCGUGGCAGAAAAUAGAAGAUCUUAAAGACGGAUGUGAUACAUAUACAGAAGCAUUUCACAAGGAAAAGUUAUAUCUUACGGAAGCAUUGCAAUAUCAUGAAAAAUUAGAGGAAGUGCAAAAAGCAUUUGAAACUGCGAAGCAAUUAGUUGAACAAUAUUUAGAUAAUUUGGAAAAACAGCAUGAGUCUCAAGAUGAUCCCGAUAAUCCAAUAGGUGUUCAAAAUAUUGAGGCUGGUGAAGCGAUGCAAGAUUUUAAGGAUCUUGGUGACAAAUUAAAUCAGGAAAUUAAUGUAUCUGAAAUGAUUUCAAAUCUGAACGCAGAUCAAAGAAGAAUAUUUGACAGAGUCAUCAACGCCGUAAAGAUAUCGCCGGAUGACGAACAAUUUAAGCAAUUACUAUUAUACGUUAGCGGAGAAGGAGGUACUGGUAAAAGUUUCUUAAUUAAAACAAUUAAAUGCUGGAUAAAACAAAAUCUCCACAAAGAUACUGCUGUAACAGCACCUACUGGUAUAGCGGCGUUUAAUAUCGAUGCUUUAACAAAUCACAGGCAAUGGCAGUUACCUGUUGAACAUAGUGAUCAGUCUUCUAAGUAUACACUAUUAUCUGAUCACGUUUUGAAAGUUUUACGAGCAGAUCUUAAAGAUGUUAGUCUUAUUAUAAUUGAUGAAAUAUCAAUGAUAUCUAAUUUAACUUUCAUGUAUAUACAUUUACGACUAUGUCAAAUAUUUGAUACCAUGGAUGACGAUUUCUUUGGUGGAAAGCACGUUCUUUUAUUUGGAGAUCUGCUUCAAUUACCUCCUGUACGUGAAAAUUUUAUCUUUGUUCCACUAUCAAAAGCAGAAUUUAAUAAAUAUAUUGGCAGUGUGGGGACUACUCCUGAGGAAUGGUUGUGGCAAAAAUUUCAAUAUGAUGAAUUGACGAUCACUAUGCGUCAGCAAGGAGAUACAGCUUAUCGUGAAUUACUCUCGAGAGUUCGUAUUGGUUUAUUGACAAUUUCUGAUUCUGAGAUUCUCAAGAAAAGAAGAAUAUCAUUGAAAGGUCAGUCUUUCGAUGAAAGAUUAUACGAAUUGUGUAAUUAUCUUGAUAAUUUGCCGCCUAACACUGUUUGUUUACUGCCUACUCGUUAUUUGUGCGAUGUUCUUAACACUGCAAUGCUAAGUCGUAUUGCUUCAAAAGAAAUAUUAUUAAUUGCUCAAGAUACGCUUGACUGUGAUAAUUAUAUUAAACGAAAGGUACAAAAGCGAUUGACGGAUAAUGAAGACGAUGAUACCAAUACAGCUGGGCUUUUGAAACAAAUUACAAUUAAAAUUGGAGCGAAA
Temnothorax curvispinosus is the source of this 2208-nucleotide messenger RNA. RefSeq lists its product as uncharacterized. The record is from RefSeq and is a predicted model, not a curated record. The transcript has a single exon. The annotation marks the transcript as partial. Gene Ontology annotation, molecular function: ATP hydrolysis activity; DNA helicase activity. Gene Ontology annotation, biological process: DNA repair; telomere maintenance. NCBI's taxonomy places the organism in Eukaryota, Metazoa, Arthropoda, Insecta, Hymenoptera, Formicidae.